Messenger RNA from Aspergillus welwitschiae, 600 nucleotides. RefSeq lists its product as uncharacterized. The transcript has 3 exons. Lineage: Eukaryota; Fungi; Ascomycota; Eurotiomycetes; Eurotiales; Aspergillaceae. The record is from RefSeq and is a predicted model, not a curated record. Bases 1 to 600 code for a protein of 199 amino acids.
AUGGUCCUUCAAGUUGUCAAUCAUCUUGACUACCCUUCGCAGUUGAUCUUGUCUCAGUCGAAUAGGUAUUCACGCUCUACUGUUGAGGUUGAAAAGCCUACAACGGUGGAGCAAAAGUUAUCAUACUUGUAUGAGUUUGCCAACAAACAAGUAUCAGGAAAAGGGUUGAAACAACACACUGAAAAUAAUCGUCGGUUUUGCCCCACUUGCGGUGUCCGGAAAGGCAUAUACCAAACUGGACAGGUGAUACGGAUUAAGAAGCAUGACCACUUCCUGUGCUGUUUGUGUUGGGAAAUAUGUAAAUAUGGACUAUAUUGUCGAGUUUGCAGCCGCUGCGAGGAUUGCCUUCAGCGCACAAUGGCCAACAGCAGUACCGAACCAGCUGUUUCGGAACAAUUGAGGGAAGAUAGCCGCUGCCCUAAUUGCCUAGAACACCGUUUUAGAUAUCUAGGAGACCCUGAACCGAACCUAUCUGCAAGUGCGAAGGACAUGCUACUCCAGCUACCUCUAUCACUGAAGAUGGCCGCAUCUGAAGGAUGUUAUGGGAUGAUACCUAGCCCAGAAUGGCUUGAGGAAGACAUUGCGGAGGGCAUUUCCUAG